Molecule: messenger RNA, 2301 nt
Organism: Argiope bruennichi
Lineage: Eukaryota; Metazoa; Arthropoda; Arachnida; Araneae; Araneidae
Product: neuropeptide F receptor-like
Exons: 6
Coding region: 487-1647 (386 amino acids)
Biological process (GO): G protein-coupled receptor signaling pathway
Cellular component (GO): membrane
Molecular function (GO): neuropeptide Y receptor activity
Source: RefSeq, a predicted model, not a curated record
GAUGCGGUUGGGAAACCAACGGAGAGGGAAAGUUUGAAAGGGAAGACGGCGUGUCAUCCGUGAGUUCAGCUGUAAUCACAGACUUCGUUUCUUCACGUUAUCUAUCUUCAAAUCUUGACGCUACAAUAGCUUUUUGAGACUUGGAAAUGGUGAAAAAGUGCUUUUGAAGUGGAUUUUAAAGACAAAAGAUUGACUUGCGUUCUGAAGAUACCAACAACUAAACAUUCCCUUCCCUCAAAUUGUCUUGAACUCAUCUGUCAAUUGAACUGCUCACCAAGAUAGCCACUGAAGCGACAUUCAGAGAAUGAAAGUUGCCGGGAUCGGACGUGAAAGGAACUUCCUCUGAUGCCUGUUUGACCAAGAUAUUCUGAUUCAAUACUUUUGUUAGUCAAAAAUCCUGUAUUAAGUGUCUCCUAUCCUUGAUAUCCUUGAUACAGAUAUAUAAGCAGAACAUCCAUUGAAGUAGAGUUAGAAAUAAUCAUCAAGAUGGGACAAGAUUCGUCAAAGAACUUUUCGAUGGAUUCCUCCAUUUUCAAAUUCAAUAUAACUGAAUAUGAGCGCAUGAGCAUCAUCAAUGAAUCCAUCAGUGAUCCAGUAUUUGAAGGAACGACGAAAGCAACGAUUCUGAGUGGCUAUGUCAUUCUAGUUUUGACAGGAAUCUUCACUAAUCUGAUAGUCUCAGCCGUGAUUGUGAGCAACUCUCGCUUGAGGGUAGCUCGCAAUCUUUUCAUUGUCAAUCUAAGUAUUUCUGAUUUGAUGCUAUGCAUAUUCUGCAUGCCUUUCACCCUUGUGGAGCUUCUAACUCGCACUUGGAGCCUGGGAUCUUUCCUUUGUCGAGGAGUGCCUUUUGUCCAAGGCGUUACCAUCUUUCUGUCUUCGGCAACUGUAUCUGCCAUUGCGAUCGAUCGUCAGCAAGUGAUCAUUAACUUCAAUGGCAAUCGUAAGAAAAUGGAGAAAGGGACCAACAACAUGAUUCUGUACACCACGAUUCUAUGGUGCUUUUCUAUACUGAUGGCCUUACCCAUCAUCUUCUCCAAAUCAGUGACCACAGUAUCCCUGGAUGGCAUGGUGCUGUACAAAAAGUGCAUAGAGCAUUGGCCUUCCAACCAUGCCAAGGCUCUUUAUACCAUCCUGAUACUAAUCGCCCAGUUCUUCAUACCGAGUAUUGUCCUGACAGUCACUCAUUUGAGAAUCAAAUCUUAUCUCAACAGAAGUGUCAGGAAGCAUGAUGCCAGGAGUUCUCCGCGUACAUCUGAACGCUUGAAGAAGGAAUUGAAAAGAAACAACCGUGCUACUGUGGUUCUAUCUUUCAUCUCAGUAGCGUUUGCUGGUAGCUGGCUGCCUUGGAAUGCUUUCAAUCUCAUGGCUGAUUUUGAUCUUUUGUCCCAGUUAAGCCCGGAUCAAUUCUACAUGGCGUUUGUAGUGUGCCAUCUAGUUGCCAUGUCAUCAAGCGUCACCAAUCCAAUUCUGUAUGGAUGGUUCAACAGCAAUGUUCGUCGAGAGAUAAGACGUAUACGUAUCGCUGUGACAAACAAUGUGUUUAGACCAUCUAAACCAAUCAAAAAUGAACGGUCAAACGGCUCGGCCAUGUGUGAAACUUACAUCAGAGCUUCAGGUAGACGAGAUUUUCAAGAAAGUCAGUUGUAGGAGAAUAGGAGAAUACGAAAUGUAGAAUACAUCGAUUCUACAUUUUGAAUGAUUCCGCCCUGCAAAUGGCUCUUCGUUCCACAGCUUCUAAAGAAUGUAACUCACAAAACAAACCGUAUAUAUUAAUGAGAUGAAUUUUGCAUAUUAUUCAGAUGAUUAUAUAAUAAAAGGAAGUUGGAUCCAUUAGGAAGCUACAUAUUUUGCUUUAUUGGAGAAUAUUUUCCAUCCUAAUGAAUUAAAGCAGCGAUACUCUUUAUGAAUUAUUGCAUAUUGUGAAAAUGACAAAUAGUCUAAUUCUUGUAUAUAAACAUUUCAAGCAUUAGAUGAACUGAUAAUGAUAAAAAUGGAAUAUGAGAUGUGAAAUGCCGAAUUAGAUAUCAAGAGAGUAAGUCGGGUCACUUGCUUAGUCACGGGAUUAUUUAUUUUUGUAACAAAUUUAGUAACUUAGUGAUAUGCCAUUGAUAUUAACAAAUUUGCUUUUUAAACGGAGCAAAACAUAAUAUGGAGAUUUAAAGUCGAGGACAGAAGAUGAAGUCAAAUGUAAAUGAUUAGUCUUUGAAUGUUUUUCCAUGUUAACAUCCAGAUAUUAGAGAAUAUGAUGUUGAACAUAAAUUUUUUUGAUGCUAGCGCGAAAUACCGAUUGGUGAUAUUACA